UUAUUUGUCUGAAAAUUGUGAAUGACGUAAUCCGUCAACGACACCACGUGUUCGUCGCCGUGAGUGUUUUAUUUUUUUGAUAUUUUUAUGAUUUAAAUUUACAAAACAAAAAUGAUUGAAAUAUUGGAAGACAUAUUGCUAAGAUUGCUUGUUCCCGAUAACGCAGUUAUACAGAGAGCAACGGAAGAGCUUAAAACACACUUUCGAGAUAAUUCUAUCAUUCCUUCCCUUUGCACCAUACUAGUGUCUUCUACGAAUGUUCAGGUCCGACAAUAUUCAGCAAUUUUAUUAAGAAGAAAGCUUAGCAAAAGGAAACAGUGGGAGCAACUGGAUCAGCAGUUAAAGAAUAGUUUGAAGGUCAGCUUAUUGGAAUUUGUAACCAAGGAAAACGAGAAAGCCGUAAUUAACUGUGUUGUGCAGUUAAUAGCUUCGAUUGCCAAGCACGAAUUAGAAAAUCGAAAUUGGCAAGAGUUAUUCCAGUUUUUGAACCGGUAUGUGCACGGUGGCAAUCACGCAGAGAAGCAUCUUGGCUUGUAUGUUUUAAAUGCCGUCACAUCCACUUCUGCUCAUCACUUGAAACCUUUCUUCAAGUCAUUUCUUUCUCUGUUCGGUAACACGCUAAUAGUCCGCGACGACAAGUGGAUACCCCUAUAUUCAAUUAAGAUAAUGACUAACAUGAUAGCGCACGUCGGAACGGAUGAGAUGAACAAGUUCCAAACUUUAAUGCCACUUGUCAUAAACGUGAUUAAAGAUUUGUCCAUCACAGACGAAGAUCUGGCUUGUGAGGCUAUGGAAAUUUUUGAUGAAUUGAUUGAGAGUGAAAUUGCCAUUCUAGCCCCGCACGUUCUGACCUUAAACAACGUGUGCAUAUCUCUAGCUUCGGAUAAGAAUCUGGGUGAUAGCUUAAGAGUUAAAUCGCUAGCUAUUAUGAGAUGGUUAAUAAAGAUGAAGAAAAAAGUCAUUCUGAAGAAGAAGUUAACUGAAAAUAUAUUAAACAUUCUUUUUGUGAUAAUGUGCGAACCUCAAGAUCUGUCGGAUGACGAAGAAAAUGAUGAUUGUAGUAGUCAGUUGCCGUCCACUUUUGCAGCACAAGUGAUAGAUACGAUGGCAUUACAUUUUCCACCCGAAAGAGUAGUUUUGCCAUUAUUAAAGCUUGUUGAACCGGCUUUAUCAAGUGACGAUGUGUUUACAAGGAAGGCUGCAUACAUAGCAAUUGCAGUAAUGGUAGAAGGUUGCUCGGAGUAUAUUAAAGAUGAAUAUUUGGAUUCGUUUUUAAAGAUAGUAUGCCGUGGUAUUAUAGAUGAAUGCAUACUUGUAAGAAAUUCUGCUUUAUUUACAUUCGGACAGUUUGCAGAAUUUCUUCAACCAGAUAUCAAUAAAUAUAUUGCUGACCUGUUGCCUUUGCUGCUUCAAUUUCUCUUUGAUACUUGUAAAACAUUACAAGAAGGAAAAGUUAAUUUACCAAAUUUAACAAGGUCGUUUUAUGCACUAGAAACAUUUUGUGAAAAUUUAGAUGAUGAUUUGAUACCAUAUCUUCCUACACUUAUGGAGAGACUUAUGGAAUUUUUGACAUCUGUGCAUUUGGCCAGCAUUCAUGAGUUAGUUAUCAGUGCAAUAGGUGCAGUUGCUAGUGCUGUGAAAGGUGCUAUGGGUCCUUACUUUCCGACAGUUGUUGAACAUUUAAAAGCCUUAAUAAGUGGCUAUCAAAGUGGUUCGGUUUCCUCUUUGCAAGUUCAGACUAUUGAUACUUUAGGCAUAUUAAUUAGAACUGUUGAACCGAGUGAUAUUGCCAUGUCACACGAAUGCAUUAAACUUGGUUUAGAAAUGAUUGAUAAAAUACAUGAUCCAGAUUUAAGGAGAAGUGUUUAUGGUUUAUUUGCUUCGGUAUCUUGUGUUUUGAAGUCUGAUAUGGCUCCCUAUUUGCCCUCAAUACUCGAACAUAUGAUCGAUUCUUUAUUAUCAACAGAAGGCAUUGUUCCUUGUUAUACAAAUGAAGCAAAUGGCAGCUUUAUGCUCUUUGAUGAUUUAGAUAAUGAUAACGAAGAGGAUAUCGGUUCAGAAGAUGAGGAGGAGGAUGUUGAUAUUGCCGAAUAUAACAUCGAAAAUGCAUAUCUUGAAGAAAAGGAAGACACUUGUUCAUCAUUGGGAGAAAUUGCCGAAAAUGUUGGUGUUGUAUUUUUACCAUAUUUUGAGAAGUGCUUUGAAGAAUUAAAAAAAUUAAUCGACCAUCCUAAUGCAGAAAUAAGAAAAUCUGCCGAACUUGCUGUUGGGAAAAUUUGUCUGUCAUUACUCGCUGUGGCCAAAGAGAGUGGAAAUGAAGAACAUCAUUUAAUCGCAAACAAACUAUCACAAGUGGUCGUGGCAAUGUUGAUCACACUCGUAACAGAAGAAAGAGAGCGAAUGGUUGUUUUGUCAGCAUUGGAGACAUUAAAUGACAUUUUAAAAGAAUGUGGAAAAACAGUACUUGGAAAUAAUUGUGUGACAAUAUUUACUAUUAUAAAAGAUGCUUUUAAGCAGAAGUUACCUUGUCAGGGUGAUGACGAUGACGGUGAGGAAGAUGAUGAUGAUGUUGCAGAAUAUGAUAAUGUGUUAAUUGAAUUAGCAGGCGACUUAAUUCCGACAAUGGCUAGUUUAAUACCCUCGCAAGAAUUUAUGCCAUACUUAUCGGUAUUUUUACCACUUCUGUUUAUGAAAGCUAAAAAGUCACAUUUGAUAGCUGAUAAAUCUUUCGCUAUAGGAAUAAUUGCAGAAACAAUAAAAAACUUAGAAAAGGGGAGUAUUGUACCAUUUGCAUUGCAAAUUUUGCCAACAUUUUUAGAAAGUAUUAAAGAUAAAUCUGAAGAAGUGAGAAGUAAUGCUGCCUUUGGAAUUGGCGUACUUGCAGAGAAUGCUGGCGAAAGUCUCUUCAGACAAUAUCCUGUAAUACUUCAAGGGCUCUCAACAAUGAUGUCGAAGGAAACAGAUGCACGUGCGAAAGAUAAUAUCUGUGGUGCCAUUGCUCGACUGAUUAUGACGAACAGAGAAGGGGUCCCCUUAAAACAAGUUUUGCCAGUUUUUUUGCAAUGUUUACCUUUAACUACAGACUUUGAAGAGAAUAGUACAAUUUUUAACUGUAUAAAUGAACUUUUUGUUGUACACUGUGAAGAAAUAUUUCAAAAUUUGCCACAGGUUUUAAAGAUAAUCGGGAUGGUUCUGCCUACUCCACAUAUAACAAACGAGACUAGUCUGCAGUUGCGGCAUUUGGUUAACUGCGUGCAGAGGGAAUAUCCAAAUGAUUUUAAUUCCGUUUUGCAAAACAUGCCUAAAGAAUGUUCCGAAGUAUUAAAACAGGUCAUUCUUAGCAUACAAUAAAUCUGAAAAAAAGGAAAAAUAUUUAUUAAAAUUUUGUUAUAAAAUUCUUUAACAUUAAUAAUUUAUACUGUAGCAAUACAAAUUUUCAACUUUUAUUUAAAUGAGUUUGUUAAUGUAUUUUAUAAAAAUCUUUCAUUGUAGAAGUUUAUAUCCAAAUUGUUCAAGAGUAAGAUUGCUAAUUAUUGUGCAAAAAUGUUCAGAAAUUUGUAUUUUACACAAACUUCCUUUUGAUUAAAU
This is a messenger RNA of Centruroides sculpturatus (bark scorpion), 3588 nucleotides long. Its product is annotated as importin-4-like. Gene Ontology annotation, molecular function: nuclear import signal receptor activity; small GTPase binding. The transcript has a single exon. The coding region runs from base 112 to 3351 and encodes 1079 amino acids. The record is from RefSeq and is a predicted model, not a curated record. Gene Ontology annotation, cellular component: cytoplasm; nucleus. NCBI's taxonomy places the organism in Eukaryota, Metazoa, Arthropoda, Arachnida, Scorpiones, Buthidae. Gene Ontology annotation, biological process: protein import into nucleus.